AGGGUCGAUACGCCGCGUCCACGCAGGCGAGGCCAGCGAGCAGAGCAAGCGCCCGUGCUCCUCCCGUCCCCUUCUUCCCCCUCCUCCGCCGGGAGAUAUUUCUCCUCCCCUGUCCGCCUCGCCGUCGCCGUCGCCGUCUCCGCCGCCAUGAACUGCCUCCAGCACCUGCUCAAGGAGCCUCCGAUCUUAGCGGGAUCCAGAUCGAUGAGGCGGCCCUCGCCGCUCAACCUCGCCAUGGUUCGCGGAGGGAGUCGCCGCUCCAACACCGUCAAAACUGCGUCCGGGACAUCCACUUCCAGCGCGGAGAACAGCGCGUUGGAGCCCGGCGCCGACAAGUCCGAUACGUAUAGCACCAACAUGACACAGGCCAUGGGAGCAGUGUUGACGUACAGGCAUGAGCUUGGAAUGAAUUACAAUUUUAUAUGCCCAGACUUGAUUGUAGGCUCCUGCUUACAGAGCCCAAGUGAUGUUGAUAAGCUUCGGGAGAUUGGUGUAAAAACUGUAUUCUGCUUGCAGCAAGAUCCAGACCUUGAAUAUUUUGGAGUUGACAUCGGUGCCAUUCAAGACUAUUGUCUAGAAUGCAAAGACAUUGAGCACUGUCGUGAAGAAGUUAGGGAUUUUGAUGCUUUCGAUUUGCGACUGAGGCUUCCUGCUGUGAUUAGCAAAUUGUACAAGCUUGCCAGCCACAAUGGUGGAGUAACAUAUAUACAUUGUACUGCUGGACUUGGAAGAGCUCCUGCUGUGGCACUGGCAUAUAUGUUCUGGAUUCUUGGUUACAAUCUUAACGAAGGACAUCAACUACUACAGAGUAAAAGGCCUAGCUUUCCGAAGUUGGAAGCCAUCAAAUUGGCAACAGCUGACAUUCUCACGGGCUUGUCAAAAAACUGCAUCACUUUGAAGUGGAAAAAUGGCAGUUGUUCUUCUGUUGAAAUUUCUGGGCUUGACAUUGGGUGGGGACAGAAAAUUCCCCUGGCAUAUGAUGAGGAGAAAAAAGCAUGGUUUCUUGAGAGAGAGUUACCUGAAGGACGGUAUGAGUACAAAUAUGUAGUGGAUGGCAAUUGGGUGUGCAAUGAGCAUGAGAUGAAGACCAAACCCAAUGCGGACGGCCAUGUGAAUAACUACAUCCAAGUUGCCAGGGACGGCACGAGCGAUGAAGAGAAGGCGAUGAGGGAGCGAUUGACUGGGCCAGACCCCGAUCUAACAAAAGAGGAAAGGCUGAUGAUUAAAGAGUACCUGGAACAGUACACUGAGCAAUAAGAGAACGCCUCACACCGGAAGCGCCGGGGGUGCGACCGGCUCGCCAUGGAGCCGGGAACACCUACUGAUGAAAUGAAACUAGACUCUACGCAUCUCCGAAGCGCUGCUGUGCUCGGAUCGACGUGUCGGUAGCAAGCAGCUCUUAACUGGAAAUAGUUUGGCUCUAGUUCUCUUCUAAUUACUAUUAGCAGCAUCCCUCUUUUUCCUCUGCUGUGUAAACACGUGCGUGCUCCAUGAAACGAGCAAUCAGUGAGUGUCCCUGACAGUACCAAUUGUAGCCGUCGUAUAAAAGUAAAAUAAAGGGCUGUGCACGAGACCUUGAAACAAAACGUGUAACAUAUGUAUGUUACUCCUGAAGAAUAAAAUCAUAUGGUAUGCUUGGAUCUGGCCUAAAUGGUUGGCUCCGUUCCAUUUCA
This is a messenger RNA of Triticum dicoccoides, 1673 nucleotides long. Its product is annotated as phosphoglucan phosphatase DSP4, amyloplastic-like. The record is from RefSeq and is a predicted model, not a curated record. Gene Ontology annotation, cellular component: chloroplast. The transcript is spliced from 15 exons. The coding region runs from base 148 to 1257 and encodes 369 amino acids. NCBI's taxonomy places the organism in Eukaryota, Viridiplantae, Streptophyta, Magnoliopsida, Poales, Poaceae. Gene Ontology annotation, biological process: starch catabolic process; protein dephosphorylation. Gene Ontology annotation, molecular function: carbohydrate phosphatase activity; starch binding.